CCCGCACCCCGCGCAAACGGCCCCCGCAUCCCCGCGCAACAGGCGAAGGGAAGGCGACAAAAGGGACCUUGUGCCUUUAAGGCCUCCUGCUUGGCGAUCCCGGUCAGGAGCGCACGGAGCGGGGCGAGCCUUGUGGAUCCGGGCUAGAGGGCGUUUACUCUGGACAACGCGGGGAGGAGGGGACGGGCCCAGAGCGGGCGGGCGGGCAAGCAGGAAUGGAGAGGAGGCGAAAGCGGAGAGGGGGGCGCACGGUGUAAACAGAUAGCGAGGGGCUGCAGAAGGAUCUGCUUGCCAGAGAUCGCUGCUUGCUACACCCCCCCGCCGCCCCACCCGCCGGAGAGGAGGGCCCUGUCGUGCCCAGAGGCGGCCCAGCACCCGGAGUGAAUGGGCGAGCUAAGCCAGAGGAGGGACCAAGCUGCCAGAAACUAGCACCGCUGCUCCUCCUGCCCCAAACUUUCCCUGGCCUCUGAAAUCUCUCCUGUUGCGCCCUGGGCAAAACGCCACACCGUUUGGAGAAGAGGAAGGGCACAUUGCAGAGAGAGCAGCAGAAUGGCGAGCUGGAAUUAGUGGACUGAGUUUGGACUGAGCUGUGCCCAUAUAGUUCCUUUCACCUUGUGUUCUGGAUCUUUGAUGCGUGGAUCAGGUGAGCCAGCAAGUGUCGGAGACCAGUGGGGUCUGAUCUGAACUUCUGGAGUUUUCUGGACUGCGUAAGGAAGGCUGCGUAUCGUAGGCUGUGUUCACUGUUGCCACUCAAUGUUGAAGAGGAAAUAAGAGACGCCCCUCACUGCUGCUGCUUUGCCUUCCCUGCGGGGAUCCAUGUCGCCUCCUCGUGUCCAGUUCCCAGCGGCCUUCCAGUAUGUCCUGGUUUAGCGGCAUCCUGGUGCCCAAAGUGGACGAGCGGAAGACUGCUUGGGGGGAGCGCAAUGGGCCCAAGCGCCACCGCCCAGCACUCUGUGGCCCUCGCUACAUGAGUUGCCUGCAGGACCCGGAGCUGGAGCGCGGAGGCAGCGGGGGACUGGGCCUGAACUGUUCGUGGCAGGAGGACCACUAUGGCAAGAAGGCGCCGCCGCCACCCCCGCCUGGCACUGGGGACCUGGGACUCAAAGCCGUGGACCUGGGCUUUGAGGACGGGGGCGGAGAGGCCAAGGGGCUCUCGGCCAGCGACUGCGGCCGGCGCCUGCUGCAAGUGUUCCGCUCCAAGCGCUUCCGUUCGGCCAAGCUGGAGCGGCUCUACCAGCGCUACUUCUUCCAGAUGAACCAGAGUUCGUUGACGGUGCUCAUGGGAGUCUUGGUGCUGGCUUGCGGCAUCAUGCUGCUGUUCCACUGCGUGCCUGGCACCCCCCGCGUGCCCUAUGCCGCCGCCCUGGCCGUGGCGGCCGCCCUGUUCCUCUCGCUCAUGGUCCUCUGCAACCGGACUGGCUUCCACCAGGACUGCAUGUGGGCCGUGAGCUACCUGGUCAUUGGGGCGUUGUGCGGGGUGCAGGCUCUGGGCACUCUCCUGGUCUCUCCACGCAGUGCCUCCGAGGGCGUCUGGUGGAGUGUCUUCUUCAUCUACAUCAUCUACACCCUCCUGCCCGUCCGCAUGCGGGUGGCGGUCCUGGCUGGAGCCUUGCUGUCUGUGCUGCACCUGGUAAUCUCCUGGCACCAGAACAGGGCGGACUCCUUCCUUUGGAAGCAGCUUGCAGCCAACAUUUUGAUAUUCCUGUGUACCAACGUCAUUGGCAUCUGCACCCACUACCCGGCUGAGGUGUCGCAGCGCCAGGCCUUCCAAGAGACCCGGGGCUACAUUCAGGCACGGCUACACCUGCAACGUGAAAACCGCCAGCAGGAGCGGCUCUUGCUAUCAGUGCUGCCCCAGCAUGUUGCCAUGGAGAUGAAGGAGGACAUCAACACAAAGAAGGAGGACAUGAUGUUCCAUAAGAUCUACAUCCAGAAACAUGACAAUGUCAGCAUUCUGUUUGCUGACAUUGAGGGUUUCACUAGCCUGGCGUCCCAGUGCACAGCACAGGAACUGGUCAUGACACUGAACGAGCUUUUUGCCCGUUUUGACAAGCUGGCUGCGGAGAAUCAUUGCCUCCGCAUCAAGAUCCUGGGGGACUGCUACUACUGUGUCUCUGGACUUCCAGAACCGCGGGCGGAUCAUGCCCAUUGCUGCGUGGAGAUGGGCGUUGACAUGAUCGAGGCCAUUUCGCUGGUGCGUGAGGUGACGGGGGUGAAUGUGAACAUGCGUGUCGGGAUCCACAGUGGGCGUGUACAUUGCGGAGUGCUGGGGCUACGCAAGUGGCAGUUUGACGUCUGGUCCAAUGAUGUCACCCUGGCCAACCACAUGGAGGCUGGUGGCAAAGCUGGGCGGAUCCACAUUACGCGAGCUACGCUGCAGUACCUGAAUGAGGACUACGAAGUGGAGCCAGGGCACGGGGGCGAGCGCAAUGCCUACCUUAAGGAGCACAACAUCGACACCUUCUUCAUCGUGGGCUGCAGCCAGAAACGAAAAGAGGAGAAGGCCAUCUUAGCCAAGCUGCAGAGGGCCCAGGCCAAUUCUACCGAAGGACUGGUGCCUCGCUGGGUGCCUGAGCGCUCCUUCCCCCGGACGAAGGACUCGAAGGCGUUCCGACAGAUGGGUAUUGAUGAUUCCAGCAAAGACAACCGAAGCACGCAGGAGGCCCUGAACCCUGAAGAUGAAGUUGAUGAGUUUCUGGGCAGAGCCAUUGAUGCUCGAAGCAUUGACCAGCUGCGCAAGGACCAUGUCAAACGCUUCCUGCUCACUUUCCAGAAGCCAGAGUUGGAGAAGAAGUAUUCGAAAAAGGUGGAUACCCGCUUUGGUGGCUACGUGGCUUGCACCGUGCUCGUCUUCUGCUUCAUUUGCUGCAUCCAGAUUGUCAUCUUCCCGCACUCCCCUCUGAUGCUUGGCGCCUAUAUCAGCAUCUUUGUCAUCCUGGCCACCAUCCUUUUUGUCUGUGCCAUCUACUCCUGCCUUGGCCCUUUUCCAGCCGCCUUGCAGCGUGUCUCCCGCAAGAUUAUCCAGUCCCGAAUGAACAGCACGAUUACUGGUGUUGCUGCCAUCCUGCUGGUCUUCAUCUCUGCUUUUGUCAACAUGUUUGCUUGCAGCCGGCUCCGCCUCCAAGACUGCGCUGCCGGGUUUCUCAACAUUACUCCAGCUGCCGUGGGGCCCUGCCACCUACAUGCCCUCAACUACUCGUUGGCAUCAGACACUCUGCCCUGCCAGGGAAAUGGUGCUUCUAGCUGCAGCUUCCCUGAGUACUUCACUUACUCGGUGUUGCUGAGUCUACUGGCUUCCUCUGUUUUCCUGCACAUCAAUAGCCUUGGGAAGCUGGCGUUGCUGAUAGGGAUGGAGGUGGUGUACCUGGCUGUGGCCGAGGGCCCCCAGGGGGUGUUGUUCAACAACUACGACCUGCUGGUGGCUGCUAAUGCCCUGCCAGCCUUCAAUGAGACCCACAGUAGUCAAGAUUGUUCUGCCGAGGGGAAAGUGGCCCUACAGUACAUGACACCUGUCAUCUUGCUGCUCUUUGCUUUGGCACUCUACCUGCAUGCCCAGCAGGUGGAGUCUACGGCCCGGCUGGACUUUCUCUGGAAACAACAGGCUACAGGUGAGAAAGAGGAGAUGGAGGAGCUCCAGGCCUACAACCGUCGGCUGUUGCACAACAUCUUGCCCAAAGAUGUGGCCGCUCACUUCCUGGCCCGCGAGCGCCUCAACGACGAGUUGUACCACCAGUCGUGUGAAUGUGUCGCGGUCAUGUUUGCCUCGAUCAGUAACUUCUCAGAGUUCUACGUGGAGCUGGAAGCCAACAAUGAAGGGGUUGAAUGUCUGCGGCUGCUUAAUGAGAUAAUUGCCGACUUCGAUGAGAUUAUCAGUGAUGAGCCAUUCAGGCAGCUGGAGAAGAUAAAGACGAUUGGCAGUACCUACAUGGCGGCUUCAGGGCUGAAUGACAGCACGUAUGACCGCGAGGGGCGCUCCCAUAUUACAGCGCUGGCAGACUACGCGAUGCGGCUCAUGGAGCAGAUGAAAUAUAUCAACGAACACUCAUUCAAUAACUUCCAAAUGAAAAUUGGGCUAAAUAUUGGGCCAGUAGUGGCUGGGGUGAUUGGCGCCCGAAAGCCGCAGUAUGACAUUUGGGGCAACACGGUGAAUGUCUCUAGCCGUAUGGACAGCACUGGUGUCCCUGACCGUAUUCAGGUGACAACUGACCUAUAUCAGGUAUUGGCAGCCAAAGGUUAUCAGCUGGAGUGCCGUGGGGUCAUCAAGGUCAAGGGCAAAGGCGAGAUGACCACCUAUUUCCUGAAUGGAGGCCCCACCAGUUAGCAAGAAAAGAGCCUUUGCUUAACAAAGGGACCUAUUAAGCUGGGCUCAGUCAGGCACCAUGGGGUUGAUUGGCUCUCUGUCUUUCUCUCUUUGCUCUGGAUUUUGGAACACACCCUCCUAAAAAGGGAAAAACCCCUAUAGCUUCUGAAAUGGGAUCCUUGAUAGUCUUGGAAACAGAAGAGAUGUCAGGGGGGUCGCUUUACCCCAUACAAGACUUAUUUUUUAUUUAUUUGGAGCAAAGCCUAACUUGGAGUGCCUCCUUUUGGGCCCGUGUGGGUGCUAUUUUGGGGUAAAGUUUGUUGUGAACCUUCUGCCGCUCUUGGGAUCGACCAAAGGACCUGGUGAAGGGAGGUUGCAGUAGGGGUUAGAAGACCCCACCCUUGUCUAUCUGUGGAUCCAGAAAGCUGACAUUUUGAUUUUAUUGUUGAAGGGAGGCUAUACCCUUUUCUUUCUGCCCCGCCUCCAACCUGAAGCAUUGCUCGGAUGUUUUUUGAGCGGGGCUCCAUUUUUCUCAUGGCGCCAUUUUGCUGAGACUUUCCAGAAGCGCAGCGACGGCACUUUUCUCUUGGGGGAGGUGACUUUCCCCCAGUGUGUUUUGUUGGUCACAUCUCUCAGCAAACACCCACUCUGUCUUUUUGUUCCUGUGUGUGUGUGUGUGCCUUUCUCUCACACACAUAACACGCUCUCACAAACUCACUGUGAUGUUUGGGAAUCUCUCUCUCUCUCUCUCUCUCUCUCUCUCUCUCUCUGUCUGUCUGUCUCUCUGAGGGAUUGUCAUUUGGGGUACAGUUCUCAGUUGCCAAAUUGCUAUGUCUGGUUGGAAUGAAGGGGAGUGAUGACAAGCACUUGGGGUGCUUUGAGAGGGGGGAAAUGGGACGGUGGCUGGGGGUUGUGGUUUUGAUGCCAAAGAGAUGGGAAGGAAACAGGCCUUCUUUCCCCUGCCUCCCCCGCCACUCCAUCUCCUGUAAUAGCCAGAGAACGAGGUUUUGCUGCCCUGUGGAGAUGCAAACCUGCCUUAGGUGCCUGAAGUAAAGGGGACGGAUUGCUUUGUCGGCAGCCCUCCUCUUCCACCUUUCUGCAGACGGGAGCUUCUUCCCUACUCACUUGGGACCCCAAAAUAAAGAAGUAGAAAUUAUUUAACAGGAGCUGGAAUUGGCAGACAGAGCAAGCUCCUUCCUUCUAGCCCACUCUCAUGGAUCUUUUGCUAUUAAGUGCCAUGCCUCUUCUCCACUCACCCCGCCCCCUGUUUUAUCCAUCUUUUAGGUUUGGUCAAGUUGGUUCUACUGACCUUGAUUCUGGGGGUUGUGAGGGUAUUUCCCCGUCUUUCUCAUACAUAUUAUAUAUGUAGCUCCAGAAAAAAUAAUAACGUUCCCGCCCCCCUUCUGCUCUUUAUUUCAGAUGUUGGAAGGCUUGAGGGUGGGUGUGCUUAUCCUAAGCAAAGUGGACUUCCACAAAUUUGGGGUCUGGCUGCCCUAGUGAAUGUUUGCUCUGACCCUCCUGACUGGCAGGAAACACGGUAGAUGACAAAAUCAGCUAAGUGAGAGCUCUGUGUUAAUUGCCAGAUUUAAGUUGGCGAGAACAUGGCACUGAGGUGGAAGAGGAGAAGACCCUUGGCUCCUUUUAUUUUUAUUAGCCUAGGUGGGUGGGAAGGGGGAUCUAUUUGCACCAAAGUACUAACUGGUCAUAGGAACUUCAGAAACCAUGUG
Podarcis raffonei (Aeolian wall lizard) is the source of this 6027-nucleotide messenger RNA. RefSeq names its product adenylate cyclase 6 (gene ADCY6). The transcript has 24 exons. Lineage: Eukaryota; Metazoa; Chordata; Lepidosauria; Squamata; Lacertidae. Gene Ontology annotation, molecular function: adenylate cyclase activity. The coding region runs from base 857 to 4321 and encodes 1154 amino acids. Gene Ontology annotation, biological process: cAMP biosynthetic process; adenylate cyclase-inhibiting G protein-coupled receptor signaling pathway; adenylate cyclase-activating G protein-coupled receptor signaling pathway. Gene Ontology annotation, cellular component: plasma membrane. The record is from RefSeq and is a predicted model, not a curated record.